Molecule: messenger RNA, 1179 nt
Organism: Rotaria sp. Silwood1
Lineage: Eukaryota; Metazoa; Rotifera; Eurotatoria; Philodinida; Philodinidae
Source: the annotation of a GenBank genome assembly
AUGUCGACUGAACCAUUAGCACAUACAUUACAACGAUUAUACAUAACAUUGAAUGAUUACUGUAAUGAUAUGGAAUAUAGUUUAUGUGAUACAAAUCUUUUACCUCGAAUGAAAACAUUACACAGAUUUAGUUUUACCAAGUCUUUUAUUUGGCAUUGUAUUGAGGAAUGGAAAUUUAUUGAUGCCUUAACUUCUUCUCGUAUUAUGCCUAUAUUACGACGAAUGAAUUUCUCUAUUGUAAUUGAUGUUAAUGAUCUUGUUGAAAUGAAUCAUUCAGCAUUGUUUACAGAUUUUCGUCAUAUUGAUGUUCAUUAUACUUUUAUCAUCAAUGAUGAUCGAUCACAUAUGGAACUUCGUGAAUAUAUACUACAUAAUAAUAAACUUUAUUCUCAUGAAAUAGCUAGUGCAACAUUUAUUUCUGAAUGUUGGCCUGAUAAUCAGCCGUUCAAAACUCCUGGUCAAAAAUAUCGAACGAAAACCAAAAGUCGACAACAUCUAUUCUACACAUUGCCAUGGAUUUUCAAAGAAUUUUUUGAAUUAUGUGUUCCAGAUAGAUGUAUUAGUGAAUUACAAGUAUUUACAUCGUAUUUUCAAACAAAUAAAAUUCAUUCUUCUCGGCUUAUUAAAUUAAAUAUGUCAGACAAUCUUCCAUCGUCUACUACUUUCUUCUCUCAUCUUAUUUCUUCAAAUGAAAUUGUCGAACUUCAUUUAUUACGAUGUGAUAGACAAGUUUCGGUGAAUUUACCGAAUAUCCGUCAUCUUAUUCUCACAGACAGUCUCGACUCGUUGAAUAGUUCUCAACUUCUAAGAAAUAUUCGAUCUAUUCAAAUAACUCUUCAUCAUCAAUGUACAAGUUUUGCAACUUGUGAUUGGACUGCUUUACGUAAACUAUCAAGUUUGCCAGAGCUAAACUCUUUACGUAUGCUUUUGUAUAAUAUGCAUAUUCCUCCAGAUGAUACAAGCUGUCAAAUCAUUGCAGAGAUAGUACCAAUAAUUUCUGACUUUUCUUUUUGUUUUCGACGUCAUCAUUAUCAAGCUGUUUAUGACGUUGAUUCAGCAGAAAUGAAACAAUCUUCAUUUAUUGAACAAUUAAAAAAUCACAUUCUUGCUUUAUCACUAAAUAAACAACCGUAUAUUGUUGUUGAAGAAGGUACUUCCGGACUUACCGUCUGGUUUUGA